Schizophyllum commune H4-8 is the source of this 2057-nucleotide messenger RNA. RefSeq lists its product as uncharacterized. NCBI's taxonomy places the organism in Eukaryota, Fungi, Basidiomycota, Agaricomycetes, Agaricales, Schizophyllaceae. The transcript has 16 exons. Gene Ontology annotation, molecular function: amino acid transmembrane transporter activity. The record is from RefSeq and is a predicted model, not a curated record. Gene Ontology annotation, biological process: amino acid transmembrane transport. Bases 76 to 1713 code for a protein of 545 amino acids. Gene Ontology annotation, cellular component: membrane.
ACUUGAGCAGAUGUCUUUAUAGCGGCGUUUCGGGGCUAGGCCAGUUGGUUCUUCCCUCCCACGACACAAGGCGCCAUGUCGGAUAUCGAGAGCAAGACGUCGAAGAACGAGGACGUCGUGGUCUCGACGCUCGAGGUCGACCAACAUGAUACCUCGCGUAUGGAUACCACGCGAGGGUUGAAAUCGCGGCACAUACAACUUAUCUCGAUCGGCGGUGUCAUUGGAACUGGCCUCUUCAUCGGCUCUGGUCGUGCCUUGGUCAUGGCGGGUCCCUUAUCCUGCCUUCUUGCCUACAGCAUAUUCUGCCUCAUCGUCUGGGCCAUCUCCCAGCCCGCCGGCGAACUUGCCUCCCUAUACGCUGUCAACGGCAGCUUCGUCCACUGGACCCAUCGCUUCAUCGACCCCGCCGCGGGCACCGCGUGCGGUUGGAACUACGCUUACGCCUGCAUCGCUUUUGGAUGCGCGGACAUCGUCGCCGUCACGGGGUUGUUCCAAUACUGGCUACCCGACACGUCUCCAGCGAUCUGGGUCUCUUUCUGCUUGGUCGUAUUUUUCUGCCUGAACGCCUUCGCGGUUCGACUGUAUGGCGAGGCCGAAUUCUACUUCGCAUCCGGCAAGGUCAUCCUCAUCAUCGGGUUCAUCAUCUUCACCUUCAUCGCCAUGCUCGGCGGGAACCCCGAGCACGACCGCUUCGGUUUCAGAUACUGGAAUGAGCCCGGUCCAAUGGUCGAAUAUCUCGUCAGCGGAUCCCUGGGCCGCUUCCUCGGCUUCUGGGGCGUCUUCCGUAUUGCAGCCUUCUCCAUCGGCGGGCCCGAGUUCGUCUCGAUGUGCUCUGGCGAGGCGGAGAACCCCAGGCAAACUAUACCCAAGGCUAUCCGCCGCGUCUUCUGGCGUCUUGCUACUUUCUACGUCCUCGGCAUCUUGUGCGUGGGCAUCCUCAUCGCGUCCAACGACCCAGACUUGAUUGAUGGUAUCGCGAACGGUACUGGUGUCGGCGCCUCGCCCUUCGUCAUCGGAAUGGAGCACCUUGGCAUCCGCGUCCUCCCGCACAUCAUCAACGCCGUCAUCAUCACCUCCGCCACCUCCUGCGGCAACUCCUUCAUCUUCGUCGCCGUGCGCUCCAUCCACGCGCUCGCACGGCAGGGGCAGGCACCGCGCGUCCUCGGCUACACCACCAAGCGCGGCGUCCCGCUCACCGCGCUCCUUUUCGUCCUCGCCAUCUGCUCCUUGUCGUACAUGACCGUCGACCAGGGCGCCGCCGUCGUCUUCGGGUGGUUCAUCGACCUCGCCUCGGUCGCCGCGCUCAUCAACUACUUCUGGAUCUGCCUCGCGUGGAUUCGCUGGGACGCGGGCAUGAAGGCGCAGGGGAUGUCGCGCGAGAACCUGCCCUUCCGCGGGAUUUUGAUGCCGUACUCGGCGUGGUUUGGGCUCGUUUGGUGUGUGUUGCUUGCAGUCACCAACGGCUUCGCGGUUUUCAUCAAGAUCGACGGCGACUUCAACAUCCAGGGCUUCUUCACCGCCUACUUCGGCAUCGCGCUCUCCCUCUGCAUCUACUUUGGCUGGAAGCUCGUUAAGCGGCCCGCGCUGCGGAAGGCGAAGGAGAUGGAUCUCACGAGCGGUCUCGAGGAGAUCGACGCGGACGAGGAGUACUGGAAACAGAACUACCAGCCGCCGACGACGCUCUGGGGCAAGUUCGUCGACUGGCUGCUGUAGUCGGUCUUACUGGCUAUUGUAGCCGGUCUUACUGGCUAUAUUAGUCGGCCAGACUUUGGCGUCCUGCUGGUCACUCCUUCGGGCACGGAGUCAAACGAUCUGACGAGGAUGUACGAGUUUUUCACGAUUGCCAUCGUUUGUAUAUACGGUACUGUAGCUGUCACAAGCCUUUACGCUCGUUCGUAUCAGUUGCAUCGGACGGAGCGAGUCGAGGGCAUCGGAGCUAGUCGAGAGCAUCGGAGCGAGUCGAAGAGCAUCAUCUAUAGAGAGUAGAGUAGUGUAACAUAUCCAGGUAUUGUAUCAUCAACGUCGCAUAGAGGGAUACGCAUGUUUUUGGUUCUAUC